This is a messenger RNA of Penicillium odoratum, 861 nucleotides long. RefSeq lists its product as uncharacterized. The transcript has 2 exons. Bases 1 to 861 code for a protein of 286 amino acids. The record is from RefSeq and is a predicted model, not a curated record. Gene Ontology annotation, cellular component: plasma membrane. Lineage: Eukaryota; Fungi; Ascomycota; Eurotiomycetes; Eurotiales; Aspergillaceae.
AUGCGGACCGCUUUGACGGUUUCAAGUCUGCUCCUUGCAACGGGGUCGCUUGCUGCGCCCUCCAAAAAUCUCGUACCACGAGCAGAGGCUACUCUGGUGGGUUGCUACAGCAGCUCUGAAGGCUUAUCCGAUAAAACCUCCUACUUGUAUCAAAGUUCAGGAUGGUGCCAAGAUAGAUGCUCUGGGGACAACUACGCUGCUUUUGCCUUGACCGGUGGUUCGUACUGCCUGUGUGGCAAUGAACUACCUCCAUCAUCGGAUAAGGUCGAUUCGAGCAAUUGUGAUACAUCAUGUAAUGGUUGGCCGGAAGAUAUGUGCGGUGGAACCAACUACUUCUCGGUGUACACGACAGGCUUAGAAACCAACGUCGAGAGUGUUUCAGCCACGACGACCGCCAGCAGCAGCAGCGGCACCAGCAGUAGCAGUAAUAACAGCACCAGCAAUGCGACCGCCUCCGAAACCGGCAGCGCAGGUGGCACUGCAACGACCAAUUCUUCCGGACAAACCGUAUACGUGACAGACACCAGCAAGAACAAUGCUGCCGCUUCUGCAUCGGCCCAAGCUGCGCAGCAGCAGGAGGAGCAAAGAGAGAGCAAAAGUCACAACACCGCCGCGAUUGCUGCAGGUGUCGUGGUUGGUGUGGUUGGUAUAGCUGCUAUUGCCGGAGCUGCCUUUUUCGUCUACCGAUCCCGCAGGCAAAAGGCUCAGGGAUACCGCGGUGGUCGUGACUCGAGACCAUCUAUGUCAGACUCGCGGUUCGACGGCCAGUAUAUGGCACAGCGUCGACAGAGUAAUGGCAGCAUCGACGAUGAUCAAGAUUUCUCUCGCCGAAUCCUGCAGGUCACUAACCCUGAUCGCUGA